Molecule: messenger RNA, 588 nt
Organism: Penicillium oxalicum
Lineage: Eukaryota; Fungi; Ascomycota; Eurotiomycetes; Eurotiales; Aspergillaceae
Product: glutathione S-transferase family protein
Exons: 3
Coding region: 1-588 (195 amino acids)
Source: RefSeq, a predicted model, not a curated record
AUGUCGUCCAACAUCACUCUCUACACUUGGCCCACGCCCAACGGCGUCAAGGCGUCCAUCACCCUGGAAGAGCUUGGUCUGCCCUACAAGACGGAAGGAAUUGACAUCACCUCCAACCGUCAAAAGGAAGACUGGUUCUUGAAGAUUAACCCCAAUGGUCGCAUCCCCGCCAUCACAGACGGCUCGCAGCGCGUCUUUGAGAGUGGCUCGAUCAUGCUCUACCUCGCUGACAAAUACGACACCGACCGCAAGAUCAGCUACGCACCCGGGACUCCCGAAUAUAUCGAGCAGGUCUCUUGGUUGAUGUUCCAAAUGGGUGGACUCGGUCCCAUGCAGGGCCAAGCCAACCACUUCCGUCUCUUUGCCGGUGCGCACUCUGACUAUGGUAUCAAGCGCUACAUUGACGAAACCAAGCGUCUAUACUCUGUGCUUGAAUCCCGUCUGAAGGAGAGCCCUUACCUGGCGGGUUCCAAGUACACCAUCGCCGACAUUGCCAACUUCUCCUGGGUGCGCAGCGGCCCUGGUGCCCUUGAGAUUGACCUCUCCGAGUUCCCCGCCUUGAAGAAAUGGGUCGAGACGACAGAUUGA